AUGGACCUGUCUUCCUACCUUCUCACCAUUCUUCACUACUCCGCUGAGACCGAUCUCCUCCUCGGUCACCCUCAUCCUUCCCUAUUGCUCAACCUUGAAAUCGACUCCUGCAUGGCUUCGCCGAUCCGUCGCGCAACCACCUCACUCCUCAGCAUGGCCACCUCCACCACCCCACCUCGCCGAAUCGCCAUCAUCGGUGGCGGACCCUCCGGCCUCUCCUCCCUCUCCCAACUCCUCUCCGUCUCACCUCACUGCCACAUCACACUGUUCGAGCGACGUUCCACGCACUCUGGCAUCUGGGCGUACGACGCCGAUCCGGGGCCUUGCGUUGUCCGGUACGAUCGCCAUGGUCGAGCCUACCCACUCUGGUCGGGUGGGAAGAAGGAUGGUGCUGAGGAAGGGAGGUUCCGACCACCGGGGGCGAUGUACGAUGGGUUGAGGACGAAUCUACCCUGUGAUGUGAUGGCGUAUCGAUCGUUCCCGUAUGCGAGAGGUACGGCGUUGUUCCCGGACCGCAAGACUGUCGAAGAGUACAUUUUGGAGUUCGGAAACGAGACGGUACGCGAUGCUGCGGGAAAGGCAGAGAUCCGGUUGAACACGGCGGUUUCCUCGCUGGUAAGAACACACCACGAUGCGGCGGAAGCAAAGGAAAGGAUCGGGUGGGGCAGCAAAUGGUCCCUCACUUCGAUCGACAUCAUCACCGGCGAGAAGAGGGAAGAAAGUUUCGACAACAUCGUCAUCGCCAGCGGUCGGUGCAACACGCCGUCCAUCCCGCGUGUCGCUGGGCUGCACAGCUUCAAAGGUGAAGUCCUGCACAGCGCGUGGUAUCGCUCGCCUAUUCCAUUCAAGGGCAAAACGGUUUUGGUAGUGGGCAAUUCGAGUUCCGGGUCGGAUAUCGCCAGGGAGCUCGUUGGGUACAUCCUGCGAACCCUGCCCGAGGGGCAAUCCGAGACGAAGGAGUUCAUCGAUGCGUGCGAGGCAGGAGAGCAGAGCGGAAAAGUGCUUCAUUCGUACGAGGACGUGGACAAGGCUCCUCCGUUGGACUUUGAUCCGCGGUCGGGUGAGGCGCCGCACUGGGCGAGAAGGAUCAGCGUUGUACCGCGCGUCAGUCAUGUAGAUGAGGAGGGGAGGAUUGUGUUCGAAGGUGGGGAGACGCGGGAAGAUGUGGAUGUGAUAGUUUUUGGAACGGGCUAUUCAUACGACUUUCCGUAUCUGGAUCAGACGUUGGCGCCGUUCGAUACACAUCCGCUCAUUCCACCCCAUCCCCCCUCCGCUGUGGAGGAAGAGAUAGCAGAUCCGUACACACCACCAACUCGCACAUCGCCGUACCUGACCAACCUCGACGACUGGUCGCUGUUCUACGCCCCCGAUCCCUCGCUCUGCAUCCUCGGUGCUCCCAUCCGAAUCGUACCCAUGCCGCUGACGCACGUCCAAUCGCGGAUCGUCUCCGCCGCCUGGUCAUCGGACCUCCCCCGUGCACCCAACUCUACCGCCCUCCCGCGCCUCGACCCCACAAUCCCCACCACAGACCCGCUCAAAUGGUCGUCCACUACCUCGACUCCCAGCGACUCGGGUAACAAAACUUCCGACCUAGGCUACCCCUCAGACACAGCCUACCAAAACGCCCUCCUCUCCCUCCUCCCCACCCACCUCCGCCCCCCAGGUCCCGACGAGUUUACAACCGUCACUCAGGAAGAUACCCCCACCACAGCCACCCACGAGGGAUGGAGAUCUAUCGCCGAAUUUCGAAAUCAAAGAAGAGCCGAUACAAAACGUCUUAGACGCUCCUUACUCGGUUACUAA
Pseudozyma hubeiensis SY62 is the source of this 1803-nucleotide messenger RNA. RefSeq names its product flavin-containing monooxygenase, ER membrane. Gene Ontology annotation, molecular function: N,N-dimethylaniline monooxygenase activity; flavin adenine dinucleotide binding; NADP binding. Bases 1 to 1803 code for a protein of 600 amino acids. The record is from RefSeq and is a predicted model, not a curated record. The transcript has a single exon. Lineage: Eukaryota; Fungi; Basidiomycota; Ustilaginomycetes; Ustilaginales; Ustilaginaceae.